UUGCGUACGCACCGAAAAUCUUGGAAAUAUCUUUGAUUUUUUUAUUCUUGCACGUCCUCCUCUUAAAUUUGUCAGUUAAGGAGCACCUGCGUGGCUCAGUCCGCUGAGCAUCUGCCUCCAGCUCAGGUCAUGAUCGCAGGGCCCUGGGAUUGAGACCCAGCAGCCUGAAGUCCACACCAUGCUCACUGGGGAGUCUGCUUCUCCCUCUCCCUGCCACUCCCCACCCCUUGUGCUCUCUCUGUCAAAUAAAUAACAUUUAUUUAAAAGGCGUCAGUUAAAUCAUACUGGGCCCUACCUUCAAAAUGUAGCCAGAUUCUGACCACUUUUUGUUACCUUGGUAGUUUCCACCGGGGUCACGGUCACGGUCAGAGUCCGGGUCGGCAGCCCUUCUAUCUCCAGAGAGCUCCUUUUCACCAUUCACUAGAGUUGCCGUGCACAACCUUUUUUCUUUCUUUUUUUCUUUUUUAUUUAUUUACUUUUUUGCCACGCACAACCUUGAAGGCUAUAGAGGAUGGUCCUGUAUGGCCACCCAAGCAUAUAAUGGUCUCCCUACUUCCACUUUGUUCAUCCUCAGUUUCUUCUUAACCCAGUGAGACGUGUUAAAAUGAAAGUCUGAUCACACUAGGCCUCUGCAGAAAACCCCCUUAAGUAAUUAACAUUUUAUGUGCCCACUGUGUGGCGGGCACUGUUAGGUGUUGGCUAGGACAGUGACCAAAGCAGACAAAAACCCCCCACUCUCAGAGCUUACAUUCUCCUAGGACUGAAGAUAACAAAUAAGAUAAAUAAGUAUAAUGUAUAUACUGUUAUAAUGUAGUAAGCCAAGGAGAGGGGAAAAAGGGAAACGGGAAAGGAGGAAUAGAAAAUGUCAGGGUAGGGGUGGGAUUGAUGGACCAGCCAGGGAAUGUCUUACUGAGUAAAUAUUUGAGUAAAAGACCAAAGUGGGAGAAUGAGCCCUAUGGAUGGGGGCGGGGGGAGAAAAAUGUUCCAAGUAGAGGGAAAAGUAAGGGCAAAGUUCCCAAGGCAGGAGGUUACUUGUCAUGUUCUAAGUAUAGCAAGAAAGGCCCUGGUAACCAAGGUGUAGUGAACAAGGUGGGAUGAGGCCAGUGAGGUCAUGAGGACCCAGAUCACGGACGGUCUCGGGGGCAAUCCAUAGUGAUUUUGGCUUUUACUCGGAGCAAGAGUUUGUGCAGGAGGGACAUGAUCUGCAUAUUUCACAGGAUCAGGCAGGCCACUGUUGAGCAGUGUCCAAAGGGGGACAAAGGUAGAGGCAGGGAGCCAGUGGGUGGCGACUACAAUAAUCCAGGCAAGAAGUGAAGAUGGCUUAGACAGAGAUGAUCAUCAGAGGGUCCUAGAUAUACUGAAAAGGUGGAGUCAGGAUUUGCUAACAGCCUGGCUGUGGAGUGUGCAAAAAAAGAGAAGAUCAAGAAUGAAGAAGAGCUGGAGAAGCAGGUGUUCAGUGCCGUGGCACAGGCUCAGCUGUGGACAGGUGCUUAUAACGGAUCAGCUGUUGAACAUUCCGGUGGAAAUGAUGGACGGGCAGGCGGAUAUGGCCUUGAAGGCGGUCAGCUUUCCCCGUGCACGGCCUUGAGGAGGCCCUGGAGCUCACAGGCACCUCGUGUCGCUGGGCUGGGCUGGCACUUCUAGGCCGCUACCAAGUACUCGGAGGGAACCCGAAGAAACCUACGCUCUUCCCUGCCUGGGGCCUGCCUUCCGGGUGCCUGUUUCCAUCUGAUGGCUCGCCGUUUCCAAGGAUGUCAGCAUUGGGAGCGACUGUCCCUCGCAAGGGAGGCCUUGAUCCUAAGCCACAGGACCGCAGCCAGCUGGGCCUCUGCAGGGAAGCCUGUCAGAAUGCCAUGGGGAGCCCUGCUUUGGGCCAAGGAUGCACCCGCUGCUCUUUUUGAAGAGGAGGUGCCUUCCCCAGAACCCACCACGAGGAGGCUGACCAUCCCACCUCUUGUGGCCACAAUGCUGACCGCCCACCUCUUCAGACCCCUGUCACAGCUCCCGGGGAAAUCUCUGAGGUUCUAUGAUAGAGGAAACGGAACAAGGCCUGAGCCCCUGGGUCGCGGCGCCCCCUUGCUCCCCGGCAGCCGGCGUGCUUUCUCCAAUGAGGUGAGGCCGGUUGGCAGCAAAGCUGUCCUGGUCACAGGCUGCGACUCGGGAUUCGGGUUCUCCUUGGCCAAGCAUCUGCACUCGAAAGGCUUCCUUGUGUUUGCCGGCUGCUUGAUGAAGGACCAAGGAGGUGACGGGGUCAAGGAGCUGGACGGCCUGAAGAGCGAUCGAUUAAGGACCAUCCAGCUCAACGUCUGCAAAGGCGAGGAGGUGGAGAGAGUGGUGGAGGUCGUCCGCUCGAGCCUGGAGGACCCUGAGAAAGGCAUGUGGGGCCUGGUUAACAACGCGGGCAUCUCGACUUUCGGGGAGGUGGAAUUCACCAGCAUGGAGACCUACAAGGAGGUGGCGGAGGUGAACCUCUGGGGCACCGUGCAGAUGACAAAAGCCUUUCUCCCGCUCAUCCGGAGGGCCAGAGGCCGCAUCGUCAACAUCAGCAGCAUGCUGGGCCGCAUGGCCAACCCGGCCCGCUCCCCAUACUGCAUCACCAAGUUCGGGGUGGAGGCCUUCUCCGACUGCCUGCGCUACGAGAUGUACCCGCUGGGCGUGAAGGUCAGUGUGGUGGAACCCGGCAACUUCAUUGCUGCCACCAGCCUCUACAACCCUGAGCGCAUCCAGGCCAUUGCCAACAAGAUGUGGGACGAGCUGCCCGAGGUGGUGCGCAAGGACUACGGCAGGAAGUACUUUGAUGAGAAGAUCGCCAGGAUGCAGGCCUACUGCAACAGCGGCUCCACGGACAUAUCCCCCGUCGUCAGUGCUGUCACCCACGCUCUGACCUCUCGCAGCCCCUACACCCGCUACCACCCCAUGGACUACUACUGGUGGCUUCGAAUGCAAAUCAUGACCCACUUGCCCGGAGCCUUGUCGGACAGGAUCUACAUACACUGAAGAGUGUGCCCCGCCGGGAGGGAAGAGGGAUCUUGUGCAGCCACCUCCUGAUUACCUGCUUGUGCAUUAUCCACAGUCCCGGGGGGGACCUACUACCACUUUUAGCGUUAAGCAGAGGAGACAGCCCAGCCCCACCUGUGUGCGCAGUGAGCGGUUUGGGUCUUCUCAGCCAGGUUCGGCAUGGUGGGCAGGGUCCCUCAAUCUCAGGGCAAACACGGUGCAGCCGUCUUUCUGAAGUUGAUCUCACACAAAGAGUCUUGGAAGACCUGUUUAUAUGAAAAACAGAUUUCUUAUAAAAUCCAAUACAAACCCUUUA
This is a messenger RNA of Canis lupus familiaris (dog), 3313 nucleotides long. RefSeq names its product 3-hydroxybutyrate dehydrogenase 1 (gene BDH1). NCBI's taxonomy places the organism in Eukaryota, Metazoa, Chordata, Mammalia, Carnivora, Canidae. Bases 1732 to 2997 code for a protein of 421 amino acids. The record is from RefSeq and is a predicted model, not a curated record. The transcript has 9 exons. Gene Ontology annotation, molecular function: oxidoreductase activity.